Topomyia yanbarensis is the source of this 774-nucleotide messenger RNA. RefSeq lists its product as uncharacterized. The coding region runs from base 26 to 754 and encodes 242 amino acids. NCBI's taxonomy places the organism in Eukaryota, Metazoa, Arthropoda, Insecta, Diptera, Culicidae. The transcript is spliced from 2 exons. The record is from RefSeq and is a predicted model, not a curated record.
UAUUAUUGCACGAAACUUUGAGAAGAUGGAGGAAGCCUACAUCAGACUGAAAAGAGAAGCCAAGCGCGUCGGACUUGCCAUCAACACGUCGAAGACAAAGUACAUGAUAGGAAGAGGUUCACGAGAAGAGAAUGAGAACCGCCCGCUUCGAGUUUGCAUCGGUGGCGACGAAAUCGAGGUGGUUGAAGAGUUCGUGUACUUGGGCUCACUGGUGACUGCCGACAAUGAUACCAGCAGAGAGAUUCGUAGACGCAUCGUGGCAGGAAAUCGUGCUUACUUUGGCCUCCGCAAGACACUUCGGUCGAACAGAAUUCGCCGUCGUACGAAGUUGACCAUCUACAAGACGCUGAUUAGACCGGUAGUUCUCUACGGGCACAAGACCUGGACCAUGCUCAUGGAGGACCAACGCGCACUUGGUGUCUUCGAACGGAAAGUGCUGCGUACCAUCUACGGUGGAGUGCAGAUGGAAGACGGCACAUGGAGACGGCGAAUGAACCAUGAGUUGCAUCAGCUGUUGGGGGAGCCGCCCAUCUGUCAUACCGCGAAAAUCGGACGACUACGGUGGGCCGGGCACGUAGCCAGAAUGUCGGACAAUAGCCCGGUGAAAACGGUUCUCAAUUGCAAUCCGACCGGUACAAGAAGGUGGAAGACGAUUUGCGGACCCUUCGCAGACUGCGUGGCUGGCGACGCGCGGCCAUGGACCGAGUGGAAUGGAGGAAUCUUUUGUAUACGGCACAGGCCACUUCGGCCUUAAUCUGUUAAUAAAUAAAAAAA